CAUCAGCGAAAGCUUCCUCACUGUGAAAGGCGCAGCUCUCUUCCUGCCGCGAGGAAAUGGGUCGUCUGCUCCCAGGAUCAGUCACAGGCGCAACAAGCAUGCAGGGGAUCUCCAGCAACACCUGCAGGCCAUGUUCAUACUGCUCCGCCCAGAAGACAACAUCCGACUGGCUGUAAGACUGGAAAGUACCUACCAGAACCGCACUAGAUACAUGGUGGUAGUGUCCACCAACGGCAGACAAGACACCGAAGAGAGCAUUGUCCUUGGAAUGGAUUUCUCUUCCAAUGACAGUAGCACUUGUACAAUGGGCUUGGUGCUGCCGCUGUGGAGCGACACCUUGAUCCACCUGGAUGGGGAUGGAGGGUUCAGCGUAUCAACAGAUAACAGGGUUCAUAUAUUCAAGCCAGUGUCUGUACAGGCAAUGUGGUCUGCUCUGCAGAGUUUACAUAAAGCUUGUGAGGUGGCACGGAGCAACAAUUACUACCCAGGGAGCCUCUUCCUCACGUGGGUCAGUUACUAUGAGAGCCAUAUCAACUCCGACCAGUCGUCAGUCAAUGAGUGGAACGCCAUGCAAGAUGUCCAGUCCCACCGGCCGGACUCGCCCGCUCUCUUCACAGAUGUCCCAACUGAGCGGGAACGCACGGAACGGCUAAUUAAGACCAAGUUAAGAGAGAUCAUGAUGCAGAAAGAUUUGGAGAACAUCACAUCAAAAGAGAUACGCACCGAGCUGGAGAUGCAGAUGGUGUGUAACUUGCGGGAGUUCAAAGAGUUCAUUGACAAUGAAAUGAUAGUGAUCCUUGGGCAGAUGGACAGCCCCACGCAGAUAUUUGAUCAUGUCUUUUUGGGCUCGGAAUGGAAUGCCUCCAAUUUGGAAGACUUGCAGAACAGAGGGGUGCGGUAUAUUUUGAAUGUGACUAGAGAAAUAGAUAACUUCUUCCCUGGGCUCUUCGAAUACCAUAACAUUCGGGUAUACGAUGAAGAAGCAACAGAUCUUCUGGCUUAUUGGAAUGACACCUACAAAUUCAUCUCCAAGGCAAAGAAAAAUGGUUCGAAGUGCCUGGUGCACUGCAAGAUGGGAGUGAGCCGCUCGGCAUCCACGGUGAUUGCCUACGCCAUGAAGGAGUACGGCUGGAACCUGGACAGGGCUUACGACUACGUGAAGGAACGCCGCACUGUCACGAAGCCCAACCCCAGCUUUAUGCGGCAGCUGGAGGAAUACCAAGGGAUCCUGCUGGCCAGCAAACAGCGGCAUAACAAACUGUGGCGCUCGCACUCGGACAGUGACCUCUCAGACCAUCACGAGCCCAUCUGCAAGUCUGGGCUGGAGCUGAACAAGAAGGAGAUCACCACAUCGGCCGACCAGAUCUCAGAGGCCAAGACCAAUGACAACCAGCAGCCGAUGUCUCCCAUCUACUCAGCUGAGCUGAACAGGGAGCAGCAGCUCCCAGAGGAUGCAAACAUGCUCGAGGAGAUGUGUGUGAAGGAGAGAAGGAUCCACCUAGAGUUUACAUGUCGAGACUUCCAUGCUGAGCAGAUUGAGGACAAGCUGAACCUGAACAAUAUCAAUGGCUGUACAGCAGGAUGUUGUGUAGACUCUGUCCCCCCUGAUAACUGCCACGCUUCUGAGGCCUUAAUGCAACUCCAGCACCCCUUGGAAAUAACAGAGUUUCCUGAUUUGACAGUGGAUGAUCUAGAAAAAGAUGCCCUUAAGCCUGAUAUGAACGUGCACUUGGUUCCCAUGGAAGAAUUCACUUCGUGCUUAAAAGACUUUCCCCAAUCCCCAAACCAAAAUUCCCCGAGUCUCCAACAGAAUCCCCAGCCCGAAGUGACAGACCUCAGUACAGACAGGAUAGAUUUCUUCAGCGCUUUGGAGAAAUUCGUGGAGCUAUCCCAGGAGAGCCGGUCACGCACCUGCUCCCAUUCCAGGACAGAGGAGCAAGGGAGUGGAAGGAAUGGGGUGUCCAGGGUGCCCGUGCUGGAAGUGCUGCCUGUUGCAGAUGGGGGUGCAGAUGCUCGAAGAAACAGCUCUGGAAACUCUCCUCAAGCAUCGGAUGACUCUUCCACAGAUGAAGAACAACAAAAGGAGGUCGCUGAGCUGCCUAGCGCAGGCCAUCUCAAGAGAUCCCACUCGGAAAAUGCCAUUUCUGUGAAGGAAAUUGUCACAGAGAUCGAGUCAAUCAACCAGGGAGCAGGACCUGCCCAGCAGAAGGAGGGCUCAGCCAGCCUCUCCCAGACACCAAAGAGGAACACGGUGCAUGACCUGCCUGUGGAGGCGAUUUGGGCAUCGGAAAGGGUGGAACAGAGCGAAGGAGCCUGUGCUGGACAGCAGGAAAAGGAGAAAGACCCUCUGCAAGCUGAGCAAGAGGCUGCCCCCUCCCUGCAGCCAUCUUCUGGUAAAUCAGACCUGGAGGAAAGCAGCCCUGGGGGAGAGCAGCAAGAGCCUCGUGGUUCCAUCAACCCUGAGCCCAAAUGGUGCCCUGGCUCCGUCCGGCGAGCCACCCUGGAGUUCGAGGAGCGCUUGAGACAGGAGCAAGAGCACCAGCACACAUCCCCAGUCUGCAUCUUACCAACCCGCAAGAACUCCAGGAACGAUGCUGCUGCCGCCGCCGAGCUCCUUCCACGAGGGAAGAGCGAGGAGCCGCCCCUGGAGCUGGCUCUGGAGGCCGACAAGGUGCGGGGUCCAGGCACUGAGGAGCUGCUGCUGCCUCCUGGGACAGAGUUGCCUGCAGGCAGACACUUGCCUGCGCCCCUCGCCUCCUCCGCACAGGAGUCCCUGCCUGCAGAGCCCAGCCUGGGGCAGGAGGAAACGACACAAGAGCGCAGGACAGUGGUCUCAUUUGAUGGGACAGAGGAGCCAUCUCUGCCCUCCCUCCUCCCGAAGAGAAUUGAAAUCAUCGAAUACACUCCCACGGUCAAGUCUGCAGAGCACCCCAAUGCAAGCUGUGAGCAGGGCGGGCUGGCCGCAGCCAUCCCGUCUUUAGAUGAAAACUUGAACCCUUCAUUGUGCUCGGAGAAGGCGCCAACCUGUCUCAGAGCUCUGACGCUGGUAAAUCUCUUACUGCCGGAGCACGCGGUACAGAAGCAGGCCACCUUCACUGUGGGCAGCCCCAGCGAGGAAGGCGAUGGGUUAUCUGUUCACCUCGGGGCUGCUUCCCCCUCUGCCCAGGUGACCUCUACGCCUUUGGCCAGUCUAGAUCGCUCUUCCUGCCCCUAUGUAAUUCACCUGGAAGGCGUCACUGAGCAGAGCACGGGUACAGACGAUGAGCUGGUCACGCCAUGUGGCGUUGAGGGAGAUGCGACUCUCCCAUUCAGGGACGGACUCGAGCCUCUCUGCAGAGAGGGUGCCGGCACCUCGAGGCAGCUGAGCGACGAGGACUUCACCAGCCAACGUGCUGAAAACAUGGACCUUCUGGACAUCUCUUUCCUGUGCUACGGCGUCCCCCACAGCUCCAGCAGCCACAGCAUGGAGGAGCACAGCAACAGCCCCGGGCUGGUCAAGCAGCGAGCGAAGGAAAUAGAGGCUCGGAUCCGGCACGCAGGACUCACCACACCCUCCCACAUGAAGCGCUCGGCAUCCUUGGCCAAACUGGACUGCCUGGACCUCUCCAAGGACGACUUAUCCGAGAGGGAGUUGGCCUCUUCCAACGCCAACCCAGUGCUUCUCACCUGCGUUGCCCUCGGUCGAGGCUUUCGCGGGGGGAGGUUGGAGAGGGGCUCAGAAAGCACGUGCGGAAAGCAUCGCCUUUCCUCCCCAGAGCCCGCUAAGCAUUUUGUGGAACAGCUCAGAACAGCCGAGUGCAUUGCCCAGAGCAAGCCAGUGGAGAGGCCGCUAGCUCAGUACGCCAAAGAGUGCGGCUCCAGCCAGCAGAGUUUGUUUUCCAGCGCGGAUCCGACGUGGACUAGCUCCGAGGAGGGUCCUUCACUGCUCCAUGUGCAGGUCCUGGACUCCUUGUCUCCAGCUCAAGGUCUGGCUGUCGCACCCCGGCAGCAGCACGGGAGAACUCACCCUCUGAGGAGGCUCAAAAAGACCAAUGAUAAAAAGCGGACAACCAAUCCCCUCUACAAUACUAUGUGA
Molecule: messenger RNA, 4075 nt
Organism: Balearica regulorum gibbericeps (East African grey crowned-crane)
Lineage: Eukaryota; Metazoa; Chordata; Aves; Gruiformes; Gruidae
Source: RefSeq, a predicted model, not a curated record